Nasonia vitripennis (jewel wasp) is the source of this 8848-nucleotide messenger RNA. RefSeq lists its product as uncharacterized. The record is from RefSeq and is a predicted model, not a curated record. Bases 245 to 6415 code for a protein of 2056 amino acids. The transcript is spliced from 20 exons. NCBI's taxonomy places the organism in Eukaryota, Metazoa, Arthropoda, Insecta, Hymenoptera, Pteromalidae. Gene Ontology annotation, cellular component: plasma membrane. Gene Ontology annotation, biological process: positive regulation of vesicle fusion; positive regulation of D-glucose transmembrane transport; intracellular protein transmembrane transport. Gene Ontology annotation, molecular function: calcium-dependent phospholipid binding; calcium ion binding.
CAAACGGACCAGAAAUCAUCUUUGGCACGUUUUUCACGAAAACUGUUUGUGAUUGUGUGUGUGUGUUUUUUCCCUCGAUUACUCUUAGCUUAGUCGUGUGCGCUGCUCGAAAACUUUCGCAAGAACUUGAAAAUCGUCGGCGGGAGAGGGGUUGCGUCUCCCGAAUUAUGCGCCAACCAAAAUAAACUCUCCGACGCAAUAUAUUUCGAUAGCAGCGAUCGAGUAGACAACUGGAUGGUCCAUCAUGCCAGGAAAAAUAAAGGUGAAGAUCCUUGCGGGUCGAAAUCUGCCCGUAAUGGACCGCUCUGGAGACACCACAGAUGCAUACGUUGAGAUCAAAUUUGGCAAUACAACAUACAAAACUGAUGUCUGCAGAAAGUCACUGAAUCCUCAGUGGAAUUCUGAGUGGUAUAAAUUUGAAGUUGAGGAUGCAGAGCUGCAAGAUGAACCAUUGCAGAUCAGGCUAAUGGACCAUGACACUUACUCAGCAAAUGAUGCUAUAGGAAAAGUUUACGUAAAUCUCAACCCAUUGUUGCUGCCCGGUGUGCCACCUCCUGUGAAAAAUAUAUGGACUCUAGAAGCAUCUAUAAAUUCUAGCACAGGAUCUCAAGCUGGUUCAGUCAUGACUGGUUGGCUCCCAGUUUAUGACACAAUGCAUGGGAUACGAGGAGAAGUCAACAUAAUAGUUAAGGUGGAAUUGUUCCUGGAUUUUAAUAAAUUUAGGCAAUCUUCAUGUGGUGUAACAUUUUUUUAUUCUCCUAUUGUACCACAUGGUUAUCAUGCUCAGGUAAUACAUGGAUUUGUUGAGGAACUAGUGGUAAGCGAUGAUCCAGAGUACAAGUGGAUUGACAAAAUAAGAACCCCAAGAGCUUCUAAUGAAGCACGGCAAACUUUGUUCUUGAAACUGAGCAAUGAAGUACAGAGAAAGAUUGGAUUGAAAGCCUUAGAUCUUGGAGGAAAUGCUGUUAUUGGAUAUCUACAAAAUUUCGAUUUGGAAGGAGAAUCCGGAAUAGUUGCCAGAGGUAUUGGCACAGUGGUUACCCUUGUGAAGCUUCACGAUUUUCCAAACUUCCUUAAUGAAGCUCCAACCACAGAAGAUAUGAAAGCUAAUAACAAAGCCCAAUCGUCGGAUUACUCAGAAUCCGACGGCAGUCCUCGUCUGCCGCCGCAUCAGCAUCACCCCUUCCACCAUAGUAGCAGCAGCAACGCUAUUCUCAUGACCAGUAAUCAGAAUACCAACGUCAACAACAGCAGCAAUAAUCCUUCAACUUCGCCCACUCAGUUAGGUAGCAAGUUUCCGAUGUACACAGAACACACGACUCCAACGCCUCUCAAGUACGUCGAAUACAAGGCACCGCUGACCCGGCAGAUGUCCAUUCAGUCAACCACGAGUCAGAUGGGUAGACGUAAUCCGCUCAUGUCGGGUUCUACUCUCUCCUUAGCCGACGACAUCAUCGACGAGUCGUCGCUCAGAAACAUGCUUGCCCUCGAGGACAUGCGCGGCGAGCCGCAGGGCAAUCGUUUCUCCCGAGGUCUCAGAAAUCUCCGAUAUCUACCGCAGAGUGUGCUCACCAGAAAGAACCUCGGUACGCUGAGACACAAAGGCACGUUAGACUCGCUCGACGAGCCCGAGAGCGACCUCGAGAGCACCUACUCCAGCACCUGGUCCAUUUGCGGAUCCGACACUGCCUCCAUCAGAUCGUCCUCUCUCCUGGACCUGCAGCAGUCCAUGAGGAAAAAGAAGUUUACCCACAGGAAAAACACUGGCGAGGGCAUGGCAGCCAUGCUCAUCAGGUCCGUCCACGCAGGAGGUUUGCCCCUGGACAUAGUCAAGGAGGAUCGCGAGACACCGACUCCGUCGCCAGUAAACUUUAUCGACAACGUUGACGAAGAGGAACCGAUAAGCAGCAAAACACCCGAGCCACCAAUUCCCAAGGAGACUCAGAGCCUCGUUCCCUCGGAGGAGAUAGAAGCAUCAGCUCCAGUCGAGAAGAAGAUCCUUCUGGUAACGUACACGAAGCUGAAGCUGCAGUCGUCAGAGGAAGAGGAACGAGCUAUUAUACCAAUGAUCUCGUCCUCGGAAUCGGACACCUCGACUAGUGACGACGACGACGACGAGGAGGACGAGCCCUCGGAGUCAAGUACUAAUUACAAUAUCCUCGAUGACUCCCUGCUAGAUCCCAGCUCUCCCGAGGUUGAGAGCACUCAGAUCAAGCUCUUCCCCUCGCCGACCGUCAAGCAGAGCGUCUCCCAGAUAAUCAACAAGGAAGAAGACGACGACGACGAGGAGAAGGUCAGUCUCAUCGACGACAAGUACGAGGAGUUGCCACCACCUCCACCACCGCCACCACUGUUCGAGAACAAAAAGGACGAGAUCCUUUCCUCAGAGUUCUCUUCGGACGUCGACUCGGAUAUGCCCGUCAGUGCCAUCCCCUAUGAUUACCGCACCAAGCGACCGACCAAAAAACUGUCCAGCCCUACGAGAACGUCCAAGCCUGUCACUGGAGAGCAAGAGAGGAAGAAGCCUAGACCGGAACCACUGAUUCUGUCUCUUCCUCCGCCACCGCCGCCACCACCGGGUUACGAAGAGAAGGCUGUCCCUGAAAAGUCACCAAAGAAUAGUAACAACGGUGGAAAGGUCGUACGGCACCAUCGACUGCACAAGCAGCUGUCCCUCGUUCAGGACGAUGUCAAUCUGUCGGAGUCGUCCGAGGACGAGUACUACGCAAAAAAGCGACCUUUGUUACCAAAGGCUAGUCAGGACAACAAGAAGCUCCUGAUCAACCUGAACGACGACGAGUCACAGCAGACGAGCUCGACCGACCAACGUGGCAAGUCGCCUCGACCAGUCGUUCGUACCGAUACCGUCAUCUACAAACCCCCAGCCGAAAAGGCUGCUGUUCCAGCUCCACCCAAGGAGAAAAACCUCCUGGACACGGCGAACACCGAGUUACCCUCUUCCCCAGCUCCACUGGUGCCUGUCGUCACUCCUCCUAAAGUGACUCGAACCAUCAGCAACAGCGGCAACGCCGACAACAAUCACCUGCAGGUGCCCAGCGCCAACCUCCGGGACAUAGUCCCCAAGAGCCCGUUCCCCACGGAAUCCCCCAAGGAAGGCAAGAGCGCUUUCGACUUCCCGGACGAGGCUCGGGUCGCCGAGAUGCUCAUGAAGAAGUACCGGCGCACCUGCAUGCUCGACCUCAUCAAGGUCAUCGACUCGCGGAUGCUGCACCAUCACUCGCACAGCGACUCGACCCGUCGCCGUCGCCACGUGGUCAUCAGCAAAAGGAAUCAGACUCCAUCGCCGGACUCGGUCCACCGUAGAAUGCCUCACCACCGACGGUCUAGGUCCAAGUCGCCCGAGUCGAACCACCAUCACCACUCGAAGCACCACGGCAGAAGUCAUCACGCUUCCUGCGAGAGCAUCGUCGACAAACUGCCCAGUAGCACACUGCUCACUACCUCGAGCUCCGAACCGGUGAUCGAGGAGCCCGAGGAAGCCGUCGAGGCCCUCAACCAACCCAAGACUACUUCUACUAGUACUACUACUACUACCACCACCACCCCAGCGAGCAAUAAUAACAUCGGCACAACCGAGUUCCUCGAGAUGCAUGCUAUCAAACCCAGUACUACCACUCACUCUAAGACUAACGUCCCGAGUCCCGAGACUAAAAGCACUAACCCGGCUAAUGCGACUGACAAUUUGUGUGUGUCCCAUUCACCGUCCACACGCAGGCAGCAGCAGAACAACCAGAACCAGAACCAAAACCAGAACCAGGAGGUCAACAGUCAACCACAGCAGCAGCAGCAACAGCAGCAGACACAAGGGACAUCGAUCAGUCCAGCCGGUAAUCAACAGCAGCAGAAAGUGGCGCAUUCGCCGGCAAUCAGGAACCCGGGAAUCCCCCUGCACCGACGAUCGAGCGACUCGGAUCUCAGCAUUACUCCCAAAGGAUUUUAUAAAUUCUUUCGCGAACAUAAAGCUUUUGCGAAGAAAGGCAGAUCGUUCAGACUGCGAAGGGAACGCGGCUACGCGUCAAGAUCAGGCCUCAGCGCGGGAAGCUCAGGUUUUUUCAAAGAACUAAGCAACUCGCUGACGGGCAGCGACCGCUCGAUGGCCGGGUACUUGAAGCCCUCGUCGGCUAUCGUGAGAACCAUGAACCAGGAGACUUUGGAGAUGCUCGAAUAUCCAUUCAUUACCAUGCAGCAGUAUCCGCCCGGCUUUAUUCUUCAUAUUGGUGGACUGGUGAGCGCGAGGUCGGUGAAGUUGCUGGAGAGGAUAAGUAAUCUGGAGGAACCGGAGGGCAGGGACUCCUGGUGGACGGAGAUCAGGAUGGAGGUACGGUCGCAUGCCCGGGCUCUUGCCUGCAACGUCGUCAUCGGCUACAAAGAGGAGACUAGCAUCUCUGAUGACGUCUGCGUGCUGAGCGGCUUCGGUACAGCAGCGAUGAUCAAUCUGCACAGUACGGGACAGGAUCAGGAUAACGUUCUCAUCACUCACGUCCAGGGUGGCCCGAUGACCACUUCCGUAGAUUCUGAUAAAAUCGGCAACUUGGCACCGCCUUCAGCUUCGACUGCUAACAACACCGUACCUGUGGAUAAGAGCUCGAACUCGAAAGGCACCGCGGAAGGUACUCCACCGCCGGCAACUAACGUACAGCAGCAGCAGCAGCAGCAGGUGUCCACGAGUGUAGGAAACUCGAGUAAUGUUGCCGCGACACCGACGACCAACCAUCUGAGCAGUAAGCCGAGCAAGCAGAGAUUGGCUUCUGAAAGUAACGAGCACGAGCCGCCGUAUGUGUUUCCACCGAGCGGCUGUAGUUUAUGCCAUCUGCCUUACAACAAGUCCAGCAUGAAUUUCCAGGUGAAUGUGUCAAAGUGUGCAGUGUGUCGUCGUGCCAAGGUUCCAGACGUGAUGUUCACGACGGUCGAGCUGCCGGAGGGUAUUCCGAUGACGGGCCGUGGCUGUUUCAUUCAGGCAACGGUGUGCAAGGCUAAAAAAGAUCUACGAGGCGAACUCAAUGCCAAGGAGAUCUCCGACUGCCUGCCCUUCCUCGAAUACGAGUUGCAUAGUUUAUUGCUGAAUAAGCUCAGGGUGCGCGGGAUGAAUGCCGCCUUCGGACUGAAGGUACAGGUGUCAAUCGGUGAGCGACUGGUCAUCGGCAUGGCUGUCGGUACGGCAGUUUAUCUCAGUGCUCUGCCGCCGCCUUCAUUACCGCAAAUAGCUACUGGUAAUUCGUGGCAUAAUGAGGACCAAUUAGCGGAGAUACAGAAAAGCCUUGUAGAAACGGUUAAGAAGAAUAUGGAGUUUUAUCAGCUCAAACCGUUACCGGAAGUGGAAAAUGGGCGUUCGAUGUCGGACACCGACGAGUCCGAGGACGAGCUUCCGGAACUGGAUCUCGGCUUGGGCAUGAAAGACGUCUGCGUAUUAGAAGUUGACGACGUGGAAGACAUGGACCGUAUCAGCCUCCUAAUGGACGAAAGGCCACCCAAUGAUUUCCACGUUGUCAAUACAGAAAGCAUACCUGGUCUAGAAGACCUCGAGAUCGUUAGAAAUCUUCAAAUGUUUACUCAGGUUUCACGAGCAAAGAUUCCAUUGAAUCAAUCAGCUUCGAUGCCGUCCAAGUACUUUGCUCGCCUUCUUCAGACAGUGUAUUUCAAGCUACGUCGUAUGGUACCCUGUGCCUUGUGUGACCUGCAGUUCAAAAUCGCAAUGCCUGAGCAGGACGAGAUACAGUUGUCGGUGGUUGGUAUGGCUCUUGGGCUGGGUGAGCCCACGCGCUACAGCAAGUUCCGACGCAGACUGCUCUCGCAUUCCAUGAGCAAGGACCAGGUCAAAAGACAAGAUGACAGCGACAUGAUUUUCAGUCUUGAUGAAGAUCAUGCUGAAAACGGUAGCACAGGUGAUUCAAUGACAAAUGUAUCCAAUAUUCCAAACACUCAGUCGAGUCAAACUCUAAAUACCGGCAUCCCCUCUCAAAAACCAAGACCCCGAUCGCCUCUGAGGAUCAGGCACACGACCCAUAGGCACAAACAUGUGCCAUUAAAGGAACGCUACGGCGUAGACAUUACGCCACUAUCUUACCUUCCCGGUGGUAGAAUUGAAAGGUACCUAGGAAAUUUGAAUUUCUUCUUCAUAAGAGAGUCCAACUCGAUCAGAGAGAAUGGUGGAUUGAGUGGUUUUAUUCAUAGUUUUGUCACCGAAGUGUUGGCGAUAGUCCGUGCCCACGUUACUGCACUAGGUGGCAAUGCAAUGGUAGCUUUUUUCAUGACUCAAUGCGUGUUGCUGCAUAGUCCACACAAAAACCAGGGUCAAUGCCUGAUAAAUGUUGGCGGCGACGUGGUGAACGUGUCGUAUUUCGGCAAUAACGACGGCAAGCAGCAGCAGACGUCCAACGCAGCCAGUAACUGCUGACCCCAGCCGCCGCACUCAGCGCCUCCGUAACUCAGGCGCGGCCCUCGUGCCUUUAAAUUCUUUGAGCCGUGAUCCUGAUGAAUAUAUACACUUCUCAGUCGAGACUUUAAAUUUUACCUAAUCUUGCACGUCGACUCCUUGGAGAAAUCCCAUUAAGUAUUUGCGUAAGAGAAUUUAGGUAAGGUUUAACGUACUUAAUCUAGAUGUAGCCCCUUCACUUUAGAAUCUCAUAUAUUUUUUGUGAUAAUGAGGGAAAGAAGUAAACACUUCUUAUGUAUGCAUGCAGAGACGCAAAGUUUUUGCUUUUUUUACGUGUACUUUUAUAAUAUUUUUUGCCAAAUGCUUCUUAUCCGUUAGCAAACUGUGGAAAAUGUUUACUUUUUUUGUUGUUGUAAAUAAUAGAGUAACUGUAGAAAAAACGUUUUGACUUUACAACCAACAAAAGUUAUAUAUAACAUUCAUUAUUGAAAUCGAUUUUUUGAUGUUUUACUUCAUACGAUUCCACUAUACGAGCGAGGAAAAGAUUUUUUUUUACGGACGGUUUGCGAACGUCGACAAGAAGUAUCGUAGCAUAAUUUUGAAUUGUUUAUAAGUUAGAUUAUUUAUUGAUUUUGAAUGAGAAAUCACUCAUCGAAGUGAGAUAUCAAAAUCAUGAUUACUUAAUUAGUUGUAUUCAUAUUGAGUCAGGAUUGUUUCGUACUUUAUCGUAAAACGCAAUUCGAUUCGACAAGCUGCAUUUAAAAAAGUAGUCGCCGAAAAAGUUUCAUUUUCUCAACGAGAAAGAAAAAACGAUCAAAAUGUAUAUAGUCAACUCUUCGUUCGUGACUAUAUCGAGAAUUUCUUUAGAGUAACGAAUAAUAACUAUUCUUUGAAUGCUCUUUGUCGAAUGCGUAUUUUACUAUUACGGUUCUCCGAAUUUCCGCUUGGUACUGCUGCCUUAGACGAAGACUCUCAUUUUCCUAUCGAUAAUAAUAAUAACAGUAAAUGCAAUGAUAAUAACGCAGGGGAGUGCGACGCGUGGCUCGUUUUUAAGUGCCAAUAAACUCAGCCCAGCGAUUCCGCUCACGACGACACGCACCUGUUGUAAAAGAAGCACUUGAACUAGUGAUAUCUCGUUGAUCUUUUUGGACAAAAGUCAAUUCGGUCGAAAAAAAAUUAGGUGCUCUCUGCGAGAUUUACAAAUUAAUGACGAAUGAAAAGAGACAUGUCUUGAAAAGUCUGAUGAUGUGUUCAAUUAUAUAGUCAGAAGUUCAAGUGUUAUUUCGCGUCGUCGUCGUCGUGAGCAAAAGCGAAAACCGAAUUGCUACUAUGUCGUCUACACGCGCGUAGGUGGAUAUACAUUAUUGUAAACAGAUACAUUGUUAUAUAUAUUGCACUUUCGUCCAGAUUAGACGUUUCCUCUAUAAACUUCCUAAUCUCGCGCAAAGUAAACCUACACCAGCUAUAUCUAUGUCAUCGUGUGUCAUCGGUGAAGUGUGCGUUGCGGUACAGUUGCGCUCGAGCUGAAGAAGAGAAAACGUUGGAGAAAAGAGAUAGAGACACAAAAGUAUAUAUGUGUAUGUGUACUUAGAUACAAGAGAGAAUGACAGAAUGUCGGUGCUGAGCAAAUAAUUUCCGUUCCAUUAGAACCGACGUGGCUAUUCCCGCUAUUUUUAUCGUCACUUAUUCCCUCGCCAUUUGAGAUUCGAAUCGCGUGUGUAUCGUAUUUCUUUUUCAUCGCCUACACACUGACAUAAUCAAUUAAUUAUAAUCAAUCAGUUGGACUUGCAUACAAGUGUUCUGCGAAUCGCUUGUGAAAUUGCAAUGACAAUUCGAAAGCUAAGUUGCGUUAAUUUACACAGAAAAGAAAGCAAAACACGCGGGAAGAUCCGUUGCGUCCGGUUCACAAUACCACCAAAGUUGUUCACGAAAUCUCGUACUUUUAAUCAGCGCGUGUAACCCAAUCGAUGCUGUUACGUGCAUUGUAUGUACAUAUACUCUGACAGCCGAGCUGUUGUUGUAUGCGGGCGUCUAAUGAAAUUAGACCCUCUCCCCCACUUUGUUUGCAAAAACUAUUAUACAGCUCCGCGCGCGAGAGGGAGAGGGAAGUCGCGCGAUUAUCGUUAGAGAAGAGAAUAGCUGCGCGAGCGCGUUUUUAGCAGUAUUGAAAGUGAUACUUAAAUGCGAGCGCGGAGAAAAGAGAAUAUCCUGUAAUAUAGCGUGCGUACGCCGUAUCGUUUAUUCGUUGGAGAAUGUUACGACUUUGCGAUUCGACAAAUCGUGAAAGGAGCUAAUUGUAUACUCGUUAUUCUUUAUUACAUAAUUUUUUAAAUCAUUUCGUCGCGCCACGCUGAUGCGAGACUGUGUCGUCUCUCGCGGGGCGGCGAUGCGCGCACAAUUUGCAAAAAAAAAAAAUGCUCUCAGGUUAACACGUUAAUACUACUGCGUAAGGAG